This is a messenger RNA of Triticum turgidum subsp. durum (durum wheat), 528 nucleotides long. The record is from the annotation of a GenBank genome assembly. Lineage: Eukaryota; Viridiplantae; Streptophyta; Magnoliopsida; Poales; Poaceae.
AUGGCUAGGGUCCGAAACCCUCUCGUCGUCGGAAAGGUCAUCGGGGAGGUCAUUGACAACUUCAACCCCACGGUGAAUAUGACGGUGACCUACAACUCCGACAAGCAGGUGUCCAAUGGCCAGGAGUUCUUGCCGUCGGCGGUCGUGUCCAAGCCACGCAUUCAGGUCCCGGGCGGCGACAUGAGAUCUUUCUUCACUCUGGUCAUGACGGACCCGGAUGUGCCAGGGCCUAGCGAUCCAUACCUGAGGGAGCAUCUCCACUGGAUCGUCACUGAUAUUCCUGGCACCACUGAUGCUUCUUUUGGGAGCGAGGUGGUGAGCUACGACAGCCCAAUGCCCAACAUCGGCAUUCACAGGUUCAUCUUCGUGCUGUUCAAACAGAAGAAGCGGCAGGCUGUGAACCCUCGAGCUCCCUCCACCAGGGACUGCUUCAACACUCGCCGCUUCGCCGACGAGAACGACCUCGGCCUCCCGGUCGCCGCCGUCUACUUCAACGCGCAGCGGGAGACAGCCGCGCGCCGCCGCUGA